AUGGAUGAAAACUAUCCAAGGUCAAAGCGUAAGAGGUCAGAUGUUUCAUAUUCACAUCACUUUCGUGUGGAAGUAUUUUAUGCUAUUAUUGAUUUCCAACUUCUAGAGCUCAAUUAUCAUUUUGAUGUAGUGACUAGUGACUUACUCCUUGGCAUGGCUUGUUUGAAUCUGGUUGAUUCAUUUGCUAAUUUUGACAAAGAUAGAAUAAUGAAGUUGGCCGAGUGUUAUCCAAGUGAGUUUGGUGAUAGGGAGCUUCGGGAUCUCAGUUACCAGCUUAAUCGUUUCAUUGUCUAUGCUCGAAAGUGUGAUAGUGUGUUUCUCAAUUUGAAAGGAAUUAAGGAUCUUGCUAUAGUGAUGGCCAAAACAAAAUUGUAUCAAACUUGGUGUCUUGUGUAUUUACUUGUGAAGCUGACGUUGAUUUUACCUGUUGCUACGGCAAGCGUGGAAAGGGCAUUCUCCUCAAUGAAGCUCAUAAAGAAUGAUCUACGUAAUAGCAUUGGUGAUGAAUUUUUGAAUGGUUAUUUAGUUUACAAUAUAGAGCGUAAUGUAUUUGCAACUAUAAGUAAUGAUACUAUUAUGGAUCGGUUUCAAAAUAUGAAAGCUCGUCGAGUACAAAUGCCUGAUACUGCAAAGAAAUGGAUAAAGCAUUUUUGCGGUGCUGCUACUGAAGAUACACCACCUUUGGCAAACAAUAGGAGGUCAUUUGCUAACCUCAAGUAG
Molecule: messenger RNA, 720 nt
Organism: Nicotiana tabacum (common tobacco)
Lineage: Eukaryota; Viridiplantae; Streptophyta; Magnoliopsida; Solanales; Solanaceae
Source: RefSeq, a predicted model, not a curated record